CACUCCUUCGGCAGUAAGGUGGUGGUGGAUGUCUGUUAGCUAGCCGGCUAACGCAGUCCUGUGUCAUUCUAAGGCAUGGAGCCGCAGUGGGACGAGCCUCCCGUCAGCGCGUGGGCUCCGUUUUCCAAAGACGUGCUGGACAGGUUCUCGCUCGCGCCCACGGUGCAGGAGCUCUGGGCUGCCUCGCGGAGUCCCGAUGCAAAGGUUAAAGUGAAAGAAGAAAGUAAGACAAGACCAGGUGGUCCCUUUUCAGAACCAAAGUCCACCAAAACCAAGCAAACCACACCACAGACCAACACCAGGAACAACCAGAGUUCUGAUGGACCUACAUCUGACUGCAGUCAAACUCCUACUGACUGUGGGAAUAGCCCCUCUGUGAGCAAGGCACCGGAAGGCUUUCCUGACCCAGAAGUACCCUAUCCCCGCUACUCUUCUCUCAACAUCCAAGAAAGAACGACUUACAUACAGUUGCUGAAAACCAGAAACUACCACACAGCGCCGCAGCCUCUAAUGGAAAAAGUGAACAAGGAGGUAGCAGAGUUUAUGAACUACUUGCAGGAUGUCUCCAAAGUAUGUGCUGAUGCUUACAAGCGCUUACCCUCUGGAGCCUCCCGCUACUCUGAGGAAUAUUUUAAAGCCUGUUUGGACCAUAUGAAGACCCAUCCACAGGUUUACACUAUCCAAGAAAUCACUAGUUUGACCGGAGGGAAGUUUGUUUCAGACAUUUCUCUCAACUUUGAAAAACAGCUGCUUGCAAUGGGCAACAUAGAGAUGGUGGAAAAAAGAAUGCUGGCGGAAGACACACAGCUGACUGUGGAUUGUGACUCCCUUUCAGAUGUCAUUUCCCCGUGUGAAAAGGCCCGGCGUUUGCACACCGCUAUCAGCAGUGAUACAAACGCAGAGAAGCUCAGUGCUACCUAUGAGCCACACGUCUGCCUGGCCAAGGAGGCUUUCCUUCAGCUCGUGAACAACGACGCGGGCUGCGCCGAGGCAUGGGAGCUGCCAGUCUGGGUUAAAGUGAACGGCGGGAGAGGUAGACGCGAGAGUAAGACGGCGUACAUCGACCCUCCUCUGCUGAAGACGGAAGUGACCUGGAGGGAGAGAAAUCUGCUCUUUCACGAGGAGAGCGUGAAACUGGCGUACAAGAAGACGGGCUCGAAUCCCGUGUUUUUCCUUACAUCGGAGGACUACGCCAAUAAAGUGGACUUUGACCAAAAGGAAAAUGGUUCUAGGACAGUCGUUUCAUUUGACAGUACCGGCUUAGACUUCGAGGUGGACGUAACCGACUUGGAGUCAUUUGGAGAGUCUUGUCAGCCUUGUAAGAGAGCAAAGGACCAGAGUGAGCCUAAAGCACCUUCUACAAACGGAAAGCUGGGAUUAUCUACACAUAAUGCGGACUUGGCUGACCAGAAUGAGCCUCAGACACCUUCUACAAUUGGAAAGCUGGGAUUAUCUACACCUAAAGCAGACUUGGAAGAGCAGCCAAGCUCCCAACCCGGGACUGAAGGAUCGUGGGACUUUUCUUCAGCAGCCUCCACACCAGCGGAAGAGGAAGUUCAAACAGAAGCAGCCCAGGCUGCUGCUGAGGAGGGCUUCACGGAGAAGUGCGCCGAUACCCCUCUGAAUGUUGGGUCCACCAGGUCUCCUCCAAGCACUGUCGAGGAUCACUCCACACUGGACCGGCCACCGGCCAAGCGGGUAAGGCACUGCUCCGUCACCUCUUCGCUUCAGAGCGCAGAUUCGGACGAGGAACACCUCGUUAUCGAUUACCCAGAAUCCCUGCUGGAGGGCCCUGCAAAGAAGAGCCAGGCGAUACUGGCGGCUCCGGAGAGCCCUGCCGACAGCAUGGCACUGUCCCUCGGUGAGAAGGCUUCAGAACUGACCGGGCCAACGACUCCCACGAGCCCUGCCAGAGGUGGCAAGAGGGGAACUAAGAGGCCCAGAGUCUCUGGGCACUGCGACCAGCUCGGGCAGAUCCUGCGCAUGCAGGACGCCAUGCUGAAGGCCGCUCCAAGUAAGGGCCUGGAGCUGCCGAAAACGCAGAACCCGGCCGAGUGCCGCGGGCCCGCGGGCCGAGGCAGCAACCACCCUACGUCCCUGGUCAAGCCCUGCGUCUCCUCCUACCUGGAGUCCGGAGAAGGCCUGCAGGAGGAGACCUGUGCUCCUGCCCCCCCCAAGCCCACUGCGCAGAGGACAAGGCUACUGCGGGCGGAGCUGCAGGUGAGUGGCGAGGACGAGAGCGACUACGAGCCCCCGGCCGAGGCCAGCCUGCUCUACAAGCUUUACAGCCUGCAGGACGUACUGCUGAUGGUCCGCAGCAGCGUGCACAUCGCGCACCCCAGGCACGACCUGCACGUGUUCAGGGCGGUGCCCGUCCACGUGCUGCCCAAGCUGGAGUACCAGCUGUGUUACGGAGGUGAGAGCCUGACUCACAGCGAGGCAUGCCAACUGUGGGCCGAGCAACAACUCCACUCCAGCACGGUCUCAUUCAUAGGACGGAUCAAUGCACGCACAUCAAAGGUAGUGCAGCUGCAAGAGCUCCCGGCUGACUGGAUCCAGAACACGUCCUGUGAUUUCAGGCCAGCCAGGUGCUUGAACACACUCUACCACAUACUGAAGAAGGUCAUGAGUGUAACCUCCACCCCCCGCUCCAGCUUACAGGAGGGUAGGUACCUGCUGGGCCACAAACCGGGCGAGGCCUUCGUGACUGUCUUCAAAGCCACUGACGGCAAGAAGCCCAGUCGCAGCGCCUACGACCUGCGGGCGGCGCACGCCGGCCUGCCCGUGCUCCCCGCAGACGGCAGGCUGUCCUGGCUGCCCCUGGACCCUCUCCACCUCAUGCCCUUCCACAUAAAACACAGGAGAGCACCCUGCACGUUCCCCCCACGCCAACCCAAGGCAGGAGCUGGUAAAGGAGCCAAGCAGAGUAAGACCACAGCAGGCCCCAAACAAGGGACCCAGAGCAACACGGGAGCCCCUGGGCAAGGUCAGAAGAAGAAGAAAAAGAAGAAGAAGAAGAGAAAGACACAGAUGUGGAAACGUGCCUCCCAGAAAGGGACAUGGACUGAGAACAUGAAGACCAAAGUGAGGAAGGAUGUGCACAGCAACCAGAAGAGCAAUGAAAACUAGAAUCCACUGAAGGUGGUCGGACUUGGAGUAGGUGCAGCAGGAGCAGAGUAGGACUAAUCUGGGAAAUGCUGGAGUAAGAGCAGCUGUUUCACUGAAAGUAGAGGAAAAAGUCAUUUGUUGAAAAUAUAAAUAAAGUGAAACUUGCCUGGGUAUUUGAUGGCGCUACAUUUUUUCCAAAUGUUCAGAUUGUUUGGUAUUGUGCUCAAGUCAACAUGCUUAAAUUAUAAUGGGAAUAUUUUUAAUACUUUGGUUCCUGAGAGUAUGACUUAAAUUACUUAAAAUAUUUACCUUUGACCUAUUUAUUCACUGUCUUUUGACAGAUUAUAGUUUAUCAUUGUUCUUUUCUUAGAGUUUAUAAAAGUUUGGUUUGUAUUUUUUAAUUUGUAAAAUAACAUUUUUAAUUUAAC
Electrophorus electricus (electric eel) is the source of this 3536-nucleotide messenger RNA. The record is from RefSeq and is a predicted model, not a curated record. Lineage: Eukaryota; Metazoa; Chordata; Actinopteri; Gymnotiformes; Gymnotidae.